UCCUCGUCGGAGGCGUCCACGUAUAGCUUCCCACGGAAGGCGACGCUGACAGCAUGUGUAAAGAGGGAGGGUGAGAGGGGGGUGGGGGACGGGAUGAGGAAAAAUGAUGAGGAAAUCGGCGUAGCUGCCCAGGUAAGACACGUCCGGCUCGAUUUUCCCUCUACAGUGACGUCUUUUCCCCCCGCAUUAAAGGCGGAUUGUAGUUUCGAAGCUUGCAAACGAAACCGUGAGAAGAAGAAGAAGAAGAAAAAGAUGACAGCGGUGACCGACGGGCCACAUCCUUAUUAGUCAAAUGCACGAGCCCAUCAAUCUAACGUUUGACUUUCCUCCCCGGUUCACUCCGCCCAAUGGCUUCGGACACUUGUUUACGUCCGUGGGAUUUGUCCGCCUUUUGGAUUUACUCGGUCUCGGAGCGACGCUAAAAGACGUUGGACCGGAAUACUACUAGCUCGUAAAUCUCCCCGUCAGGUCAGCCCGUCCGAGCGCCACAUGAGGGGACGCGCAGUGCGCCCCUCCGCCGCGGUGCUGCUGUGACCCGCAGGGGCCGAUGCUGCGCGGCCGGGGCAUGCUGAAGAGCCGCUGCUGCGUCCUGCUUGGUGACCUGAGGCUGCUCCUGCUCGGGCCGCCUAUGAGCGGGCAAGCCACGCAGAGCCGCGAGCCGGGCGUCGCCGAGCGAGGCACCCCGCCCGCGGCGACUGCCGCCUCGGCCGGGGCCGAGCGAGGACCGGCCGUGCCGGGCUGGGUGGACGCCGCGGAGCUGUCGGCGGCGCUGCGCGGAUGCAGCAGCUCCUCCGACGACUGCUCGAAGGGCAAACUGGAGGAGAGGUUCUCCCUCACCAGCUACACGGAAAGCGGCUUCAGGACGCCCGUGUGCAGGAUCUGCUUCCAGGGACCGGAGCAUGGGGAGCUCUUGAGCCCGUGCCGCUGCAGCGGCUCGGUCCGCUGCACGCAUCAACCCUGCCUCAUCAAGUGGAUCAGCGAGCGGGGUUCCUGGGCCUGCGAGCUCUGCUAUUACAAGUACCAGGUCAUCGCCAUAAGCACAAAGAACCCACUGCAGUGGCAGGCCAUCUCGCUCACGGUGAUCGAGAAAGUGCAGAUCGCGGCGGCCAUCCUGGGCUCCCUCUUCCUGAUGGCCAGCAUCUCCUGGCUGGUGUGGUCCUCGUUCAGCCCGUCAGCGCGCUGGCAGCGCCAAGACCUGCUCUUCCAGAUCUGCUACGGCAUGUACGGCUUCAUGGACGUCGUCUGCAUCGCGCUGAUUGUCCACGAGGGGCCUUCCGUGUUCCGGAUCUUCCACCGCUGGCAGGCCGUCAACCAGCAGUGGAAGGUCCUCAACUACGACAAGUCUAUGGACAACGUGGACCUGAAAGACGUCGCGGCCGACAGGACUCAUCAGCCCGGCCCAGCUUACCAAGCCGGGCUCGGGGUGUCCCCCUCCACCUCCUCGCUGAUGGCCGUCGCCUCCACGGCCGCCGGCUCCACUUCUACCACGGUGGUGGCGGCGGCGGUCGCAGGAGGGCCGGGGGCGGGGGUGAACGCCGACGGCAGCGCGGUGGGCGACCCGCAUUGCCCCUACAACCUUCUGCACCUGCUCAGCCAUCUGAGGCCGUCGGAGCCCCGCGGCCCAGCCAACGGUAACGCGAGAGAGCUGGUCAUGAGAGUCACUACAGUCUGAGAAGUCAGAUGAGGCCUUAUCUCUCAUGUGGAGGGGGCGGAGGAAAGCUCCCAAAGCAGUAAGACUGCUCUGAACUGAUACCGUCUUCUUUGUUUGCAUCAUCGCUGUCCUUCCAUGGAUUGAAUAAAAAUAUAAAUUGGUUCAUUUGCCGAGCUGCCUGGAAAAUUGUUCUUUUGAGGAUUCUAAAUAAGAACGCGCAGACAUCCGACCUUACCAUAAUGUUUGCUCAUUCAAUCCGUCUCGGUUCCUUAGCCUAGAAGGGGUUUCUGAGUAAAUCUCACCACGAGGUGCUUUGAGGAUUCUCACAUUUCACAAAAUAAACCCAAAACUUCAUGCAGUGAAGAAAAUAAGUAUUUGAACACCCUGCUAUAUUGCAAGUUCUCCCACUUAGAAAUCAUGGAGGGGUCUGAAAUUUUC
Messenger RNA from Syngnathoides biaculeatus (alligator pipefish), 2089 nucleotides. RefSeq names its product membrane associated ring-CH-type finger 4b (gene marchf4b). The record is from RefSeq and is a predicted model, not a curated record. Gene Ontology annotation, biological process: protein ubiquitination. Bases 548 to 1672 code for a protein of 374 amino acids. Gene Ontology annotation, molecular function: zinc ion binding; ubiquitin-protein transferase activity. NCBI's taxonomy places the organism in Eukaryota, Metazoa, Chordata, Actinopteri, Syngnathiformes, Syngnathidae. The transcript is spliced from 4 exons.